AUGUGCAACUUCCUGUCAUUUCUUAUUUUGAUCCGACAUAAAGCCUUCAAAAAUUCAUUUGGUUAUCUGGCAGCCUAUGAAUCGCUUUCCAAUGCAUUUGUUCUACUAAUAUUUCUAUUAUGGUCAACGCCAUGGACUUUGCUGUCAGGUUUAAUUCUUCUUUCUUACCCGUUCAGGAAGAUACAAUCGCACGUCGAAGGAUUAAUCUUUACUGAUCGGAAACUUGUCUUUUUAUUAAUUGUCAGAGCGUCAUUCCAUUGCAUCUUCUCUCACUAUGAAAUAGGUAUAUCACCCAUAAAUGCACAAAGCUGUUCCGUUUCCACAGAGAUUUGA
Molecule: messenger RNA, 333 nt
Organism: Ostertagia ostertagi
Lineage: Eukaryota; Metazoa; Nematoda; Chromadorea; Rhabditida; Trichostrongylidae
Source: the annotation of a GenBank genome assembly